AUGAACUACAAAGAACUUGUCAACGAGGUCACAAGGCUCCUGGACGAGUUUCAAGAAGACAAACAAUGCAUUGACAGUUUUACAGAGGAUACUGCCAAGGAUCUUAAGAAUUUCUCCUCUUCUGACCAGAAGUUUAUUAUUGAUACGUUGUAUGGAUGUAUCACGCACAAAAAGCUUUUGGAUGUUGUGGUCAACAUCUUUUACAAUCACCAUGGAAAAAAAUUAUUCAGAGUGGAUCGAAACCUGUUCAUUGUUGUCUGUUAUCUCGCCAUGUUCUGUCUUGAUGAUCUUGGCCUGGAGCAUUUCAGUAGAAUUAUCAAGUCUCUAGACAUCUCAAAAAUGCACAAAUUCCUGAGCUUUUUCUUUAAUAUCAGCAACCUCACAACACAUAUCCAGAGGGAAUGGAGUCACAUCUAUGAUGCUGUUGUUGUAGAUAAUAACUGGAUCACCCCUUUGCUGAGAUGGUGCAAUGAGAUUGAGGUGCUGUUGGAUCAGCUUGCCAAAAAAAUGGGCAGAGGAAAUCUGCCAAAAAAAUCUCCCAGGAAAAACACUAAACCCAGGGAAUUUGAUCUGACCCAGCCCAAAGCUCGACCACUCCCUGCUCCUGAAGUCAUUCCACAGCAGGACAAGCCCAAGCCCAAGCCGGCAAGUAUUCACAGAUCUCCAAAGGAACCAGAGAUUCUGGAUGAUAUGAAGCAGAGGAACAGACAGAAAGCUUUUCAAAUCCUGAAUGAAGCAAACUCUCUGCAGUUCAGAUGUGCAAAUCCGCAGAAGUCUGAGAAAACACAAAAUGUGCUAUCCCAAAUUCUUCAAAGCCAUGAUGCUGAACUCCAAUUUGACAAGCUUUAUACUUCUGGAAGCCCUGCCACCCAAAAGAUAAACAGCUUACCUGUCAGACUGAACACAACAGCCAUACUGCGAGAGGGAGCUUUAUAUAAUCGUCAACUGGAAGAAGAGUUACAAAGAUUAGAGCGAUUAUCGCAGGGUGCAAGCGAGCCGUCUGCGUUCCUGCAGUGGCAAAAGGAGAUGAAGGAGAAGGAUCUGCAGGAAGAACUAGCUGAGCUGGAGCGCCGAAGACUGGAGGGACGGAUUAGCCAUGAGGAGGCAGUUCUUGCACGAGAACGUGUCUUGGAGCAUAACCACCAUAAAGCUCAGCAGACUAAAGAGGAGACUGCUGAGCUCAUGCGCAAGUAUGCAGAGAAACGUCUGAAGGAGGAGAAGGAAAUGAGAGAGCUUGUGCAACAAGUGGCCGAUGGUCACAAGAAUUCCAAAGCCGCCAAAGAUAAGAUGCAAGAAAUUAAACAGCGAAUAGUUAAGGAGGUCUCAGAGCACAGCAGGGAACUCCUCAGUCAGGCUCUGGAGGAAGCCCAGGCUGAGCUUAGCAGGAAGAUGGAGCUUAUCCGUCAGAUUCGUGCUUUUGAGUCAGUACCUCUGGUCAGACAGAAGUUUGUGGAUGACACAGAGAGUGCAGGUCACGAUUUGCUGUGUGAGAUGUCUCUGGCGGAGCUGCGGGAGCGUUUGGCACGCCUGAGAGAGUCAGAGCAGUGUGAGCUGGAGGACAGAAGACAGCGAAUCUUUCAGGAGAAACAGCUCAAAGAGCAGCUACUGCUAGAACAGCUGGACAAUAUCGCUCUACGCAAAAGUCUAGCAGAACAGGCCGCUUUGCGCAGUCAAGAAGAGAAAAGGAUGAGAAAUGAACUGCGGGAGGCUGUCAGUAGAGAUGAGAGAGUGCUGACCCUACAGAAGACCCUGGAGCAGAAACAACAGGAAAGACAAAAGAGAAAGACCGAAAAAAGCAGUAUGAAGAAAAAUGAGCAGGUGCUUCCACUCACAGUGAAGACCACCCUCAACAAAAAGCAGGUUCUUGAGGAACAGCAUUGGCAGGAGUUGGAGCGCAAUUUGGCACAACAGAUUUACGGGACCUUGCAGCCAUCAUCUAAAAAAAAUGGUGCUGGUCAGAAUCACAGGCAAGUUUACUGAUAAAUGUAAAUUUAUACUUUUCUUGAACGAGUAGAAGAAACUGAUAUUGUACAAUGUCUAGGAAUUAUAUAAAAAUAAAAAGUAAUGAUACUUGGUAUAAAAGCAUGUUAUCUAUAUUUUAAGUUGCUUUUUAGGUCAUCGAACACAGGCCUGGUUGAUGUUACCCAAAUAAUUUGGGAAGAAAAGCAGAUUUACUGUUGAGAGAACGGUGUUUUUGCUGUGGAAAUUAAACUGAAUGAUUGCACGAGUUUUUUUUCCAUACUGAAAUAUUUCUAAUCAAAACACUACAGUAACAAAAGGCCUGCUCUGGACAUCAGAAUAAACCAGUUUAGUACAACUUUUUAAUGUUGUUCCAUUUCAUUUUAGCAAAAUUACUACAAAUAUCUCUUCUUAUAUUAAUGCCCAAAGAAAAAUUGUUGAUAAAGAGUGAAUUACUCUAAAACAACUGAAAUAGAACUGUUCCAAACAACAGAAACCAUGUAUUGCACAAGAAGUACCAUAAAAACAUGAAUUAUCAAAAAAAGAAUCUACAACAGCAUUUAGUGGAAUGCAUUGUGUGCGCUACUUAAACAUUCAGAAGUGUACAUAAAUGAAACAAUGAUAAUAAACAA
Messenger RNA from Sinocyclocheilus rhinocerous, 2591 nucleotides. It is a transcript of the gene cfap99, whose product is annotated as cilia and flagella associated protein 99. NCBI's taxonomy places the organism in Eukaryota, Metazoa, Chordata, Actinopteri, Cypriniformes, Cyprinidae. The coding region runs from base 1 to 1980 and encodes 659 amino acids. The record is from RefSeq and is a predicted model, not a curated record. The transcript is spliced from 15 exons.